CUAUAUAAAUUCAGUUCGAAGUGAAGCUUGAAGGCAACAAGUUAAAAAUUAUUCACGAGUUAAAGUAAAUAGCUCUUACAAUCUUACUAAAUCGAAAUGAAAUUCUUCGCUGCAAUUUUCGGCAUUUUCGCCGUAAUCGGUUGCGCAUUGGCGCUUAAGGAUCCUAUCUGUGGACAGGAGCACUCUGCCGAUGGCGAUGGUUUGAGGAAGUGUGCCGCCUAUGCACCCUCUUGGACCUUCGAUGCCAGCAGUAACAACUGCUUGAGCUUCAUUUAUGGCGGCUGCGGCGGUAAUGACAAUCGUUUCCCCUCACAGGUAGCUUGCGAACACACAUGCAAGGAAUAACGGGGCAAAGGAAACGUUUGGAAGAUUGUGUUGUGAUUUAAUUAAAAUUGGAAACUUAAUAAUCUUACUUUAAUAAAAAUAUGUGAUUGGUAAUGAAAUAUU
Zeugodacus cucurbitae (melon fly) is the source of this 447-nucleotide messenger RNA. Its product is annotated as male accessory gland serine protease inhibitor-like. The transcript is spliced from 2 exons. Lineage: Eukaryota; Metazoa; Arthropoda; Insecta; Diptera; Tephritidae. Bases 97 to 345 code for a protein of 82 amino acids. The record is from RefSeq and is a predicted model, not a curated record. Gene Ontology annotation, molecular function: serine-type endopeptidase inhibitor activity.